AAGAAAAAAGAUACUGCUCAUCAGCGGAACCGGAAAAGGAAAACGCAUGGAUUAGUGUAUUAGAACUCUUAUCAUCUCGGGUGCACCCGACUUUACGCUGCCGUCCAAAAUAGACCCAUGCAAUUUGCAUUUCCAUGCUGGAAUAACGUAGCCCAUCCUUUAAUACAGGCCCGUUUUUUUGACUUUGGUGAAGAACGGGGGCUAUUGUCCCGGACUAACGUUAGUGUUUUACUCGCAGCGUCAAGCCACCCACCAUCUGUGGAAGUGGGACAUGGGAACAGAUGGCGCAUCCAAGCCGGCCUGCAGGGCUGCUGACGCGGACUAUUAGGACAGCACUGGAAACGAGUAUCGGUCAAUAAAAGGAAAGGUUGUCAUUAGCUGUUACACAGGGUAUUGCGCUGACUUGACCACGAUCAGUGACUUGGCUAAGAGUGUGUGUGACCGAAAGCAAUUACAGAAUUGACCAAAUUGAUGAGUGACGACUCGACCCGACCACUGGCGUCAACUUAAUCCCUUUUGGACGUGUAUCUGGCUCGGUGAACAAUGGUUGACAACCGCUACGCUACAGCUCUGGUCAUCGCCUGUGUGCUGAGCGUGCUGGCCACCGUGUAUCUGUCGGUGGCCAUCGGGACGCAGCACUGGUACCAGUACAGCAGCCCCGCCGUGCGCGGAGAGGCCAACGUGUCCGAGCUGCGCUCACUGUACGAGGAGUUCAUGGACGGGGAGUUCGAUGAGAAAACCUACAGCGACACCUUAUUUCGCCUCAACGGGACCGUGGGCCUCUGGUGGCGGUGUGUGCUCGUUUCUACCAACGCUCACUGGCACAAAGAGCGAGAUGCCACGAUGAUGCUGGAGUGUCGAAGCUUCACUCUCUCUCAGCAGUUCACUCCCAAGUAUAAAGAACCAGGCAACCACAACAGUGGAGAGGACAUGCUGCGCACCUAUUUGUGGAGGAGCCAGUUUUUGCUGCCACUGGUGUCCUUGGGUCUGGUGGUCUUGGCAGGCCUGACUGGAUUCUGUGCCAGCCUCUGCCGAAGCCUCACCCCGACACUUGGCAUUGGAAUACUUCACCUCCUGGCUGGCCUCUGCACCUUAGCCACAGUGUGCUGCUACCUGGCUGGGAUGGACUUGCUCCACAGGGUGUCGAUGCUGCCUGAUAAGGUGGAUGGCUCUCUGGGCUGGUCCCUCUACUUGGCCCUCAUUUCCUCGCCGCUCCACAUGAUGGCCGCUGCACUGCUAGUGUGGGCGGCACGCAGUCACAGUCAGAACUACUACCGCAUGAGCGCCUACCGGGUGGCAUAGGCUGAGAUUCGGCUCUGGAUCUCUGCCCCUGUUUUAGAUGUAUACCCUCCUCUGUCACCAAGACGCAUUUCAUAAUGAUCUCGAAAUCAAGUUGUGGACUCUUGACAAAGAGUUUCAAGACACGACGCUUCAAUCGGUACAACAAUAAUUGUGUCAGUGUUUACCCUGCUAUGACAUGUCAAAAUGGUUGCUGUGAAAAGGGACUAUUAUGUACAGUACUACAUAAUAUGUACUAGAACAACAUUGGAUAUGGAAUUGGCAGAAAGCAUUUGUUCCUCAGUCUAUUGCACUUCUGUCUACACCCAAGAUUCACAUUGAUUGGGUGUGGUGACAUUUCCCCUUUGUUGCACUUGAUCCAUGUUGUUUGACAGCAAGACAAAAACCUUUUACACAUCCACAAGAUAGUUUAUUAUGACUGGUUUGCUAUGGUGUCUAGCGACGACUAGAGACUAUUGUGUAUAUUGUUUUGUUAUUGCAAAAAGAGUUGCGUCCCUUUUUGUUUCAUUUAUUUAUUCAUGGCCAUUAUUAAGGU
Anarrhichthys ocellatus (wolf-eel) is the source of this 1834-nucleotide messenger RNA. Its product is annotated as claudin domain-containing protein 1-like. The record is from RefSeq and is a predicted model, not a curated record. The transcript is spliced from 4 exons. The coding region runs from base 544 to 1302 and encodes 252 amino acids. Gene Ontology annotation, cellular component: membrane. Lineage: Eukaryota; Metazoa; Chordata; Actinopteri; Perciformes; Anarhichadidae.